Molecule: messenger RNA, 2212 nt
Organism: Betta splendens (Siamese fighting fish)
Lineage: Eukaryota; Metazoa; Chordata; Actinopteri; Anabantiformes; Osphronemidae
Gene: usf2
Product: upstream transcription factor 2, c-fos interacting
Exons: 11
Coding region: 105-1082 (325 amino acids)
Biological process (GO): regulation of transcription by RNA polymerase II
Molecular function (GO): DNA-binding transcription factor activity, RNA polymerase II-specific; RNA polymerase II cis-regulatory region sequence-specific DNA binding; protein dimerization activity
Source: RefSeq, a predicted model, not a curated record
ACUGUCUUCCUCACAUGACCCGUGUGUUUGUCCCCGUGAUCAGCGCUUCCAUCUCCGUAAAUCAGUGUCGUUGAUCGCCGGCGUCCUUCCACCCGCAGACCUUCAUGGAUUUGCUGGAGCAGAGCCUGGACAGCUCGGCGAGUCACGACAAACAGGAAACCGAGGAGGUGGUGCAGUUGCAGGAAGGUGAGGCCGUGGGGACGGAGGAGCAGACUGCAGUGACCAUCACUGGUGUCCCUCAGGCUGCGUUCGCUGACCACAAUGUGCAGUAUCAGUUUCGCACAGAGAACAGUGGCGGGCAGGUGACGUACCGCGUGGUUCAGGUGACGGACGAGCUGGAGGCGGCGGCCGACGGGACCGGCGCCGUCAGCGUGGUCUCCGCCGCGGCGUUCGCCGGAGCCCCUCAGGCCGUGGCGCAGGCUGUGAUCCAGAACCCGUUCAGCAACGGCGGCAGCCCCGGCGGCGACGCGGUGGGAGGGGAGGCCCGCUUCGCCUACUUCCCCGCCGCCACCGUCAGCGAUGGCACCGCAACGGCCGUGUCGGUGCAGGCCGCCGACCCGACCAUCACGCAGGCGGGAGGUCAGUUUUACGUGAUGAUGAGUCCUCCUGAAGUGCUGCAGACGACGACCCAGCGCACCAUCGCGCCUCGCACACACACCUACACCACAGACCUUGGUGAUGGCGAGAUGUUGCAGCAUGGCAGCACUAACUGGAAGGUGGAGGGUCCUCGGGCGCCCAGAGACGAGAGGAGACGAGCGCAGCACAACGAAGUGGAGAGAAGGAGGAGAGACAAAAUCAACAACUGGAUCGUGACCCUGUCAAAGAUCAUCCCUGACUGCAGUGUCGACAGCAGAACUGGAGCGAGCAAAGGCGGCAUUCUGUCCAAAGCUUGCGACUACAUCCGCGAGCUGCGGCAGAACAACCAGCGGCUGCAGGAGAGCUACAAGGACGUGGAGCGGGUGGAGAUGGACAACGAGCUGCUGAGGCAACAGAUCGAGGAGCUGAAGAACGACAACGCGCUGCUUCGAGCGCAGCUGCAGCAGCACGGCAUCGAGGUCAACGGGGACGCGACGCCGCAGUGAUCGCGGCCUGGACACGUCCCGAACUGUGCUCCCGAACGAAUAACAGUGAGAGGCAGUUUUCCCUCCAUCUGAAAUCGGAACACCGAAAACACACACAACCGCAGAGCCCGACGAACACUGACGGACUGAAGGCGCCUCCUGCACCUCCAGCCGUUGAAAGACGCAGCAACCUGCGUCGGCAACCGAACCCCUCACGUCCGCUUCAAGGAAAACGGCCUCUGCGCAGCCUCCACGCUUGCACCAAACGUUCUUUUACUUCAAACUAUGAACCUGCAGGAGAGUUUCUUUUUAUCAAUUCCACCUUUUUAUCGUACCGCGACCUUCAACUCCUUCCUUGUUUUGAAUUGGUGUUUUUGAAAACUAGUAAAUGUGACAUGAAUGAUAGCUCCCAUUUACUUUUAAUUUAUUAGUCUUUAAUGAAUAUAUACACUUAAAAGCAAAAGAAAACGAUUUCUGCGUUUCCUUCUCCAGCGACGAACCCGACUCACCGCUGUCACUCAGGACACUCGCAGUGUCAGCAAUCGCGUGUGUGAAGGACACUGACGCUCCAACAGCACGUGUACGAGCUCCAGUACUGUUGACGUGAGGAGAGCAGGCCGCUUUGAGAUCGCAGGGUUUUCUUCGUAGUGCAGGGCCUGUGGGAGAGGCCAGGUGUUAACAUAGCUCAGGUAAAUGGGAUAGUGCACUGGCAGGUGGUUCCCAGAGUCAAUGACGGCUUUGCAUAGACGGUCUAGGUUGGUUUUUCUGUGUGGGGAACAGAUCAAUGAGACUAUGGAUGAAUUUCAGUGUGUGAAUAUUUUUAAUGGGCAUUAAAAUCAAGUUUGUCUGUAUAUCUGCUUAAAGGGUCACUGGUGUAAUGCACUGAGAUACAGGUUUAAGACCCGCCUCUGUUUGGGCCCAGUAGUUCUACUGGACGGAGGUGAACCAGCCUCUAGGUCUUAGAACCUGCGGGAACCUGCUGAUGGACGACUAUGACACCACCAUGGUCAGAAGUUUGCUGAGGGCAGUUUGGGUUGGAGUGAUGGAAGUAGCUACUAACCAGCUUUUGUCUACACUGAAAGUCACCACAGCAUGAAAACAUAACCACUGGCAUGACUCAUUCUGAUACGACAAUAAAACAGAAGUCUUUA